Molecule: messenger RNA, 1035 nt
Organism: Penicillium concentricum
Lineage: Eukaryota; Fungi; Ascomycota; Eurotiomycetes; Eurotiales; Aspergillaceae
Product: Semialdehyde dehydrogenase NAD-binding
Exons: 4
Coding region: 1-1035 (344 amino acids)
Source: RefSeq, a predicted model, not a curated record
AUGACCAAAUUAUUCAUCACCGGUGUCACAGGCUACAUCGGCGGCGACUCCCUAGCCACGCUGGUUGCCAACCACCCAGAGUUCUCAUAUUCCGCCCUUGUUCGCAGCACCGAAAAGGCAGAACGGGUGAAGGCCCAGUACCCGUUUGUCCGCAUCGUAAUCGGAGACCUGGACAAUUCAGCCUUGCUGGAGCGAGAAAGUGCUGCCGCAGACAUCGUGCUGCACACUGCGGACGCGUCAGAUCAUGUAGGAGCCGCAAAAGCCAUUAUUGCCGGUCUGGUAGCUGGCCACACCAAGGAAAAUCCAGGCUACUUGCUACACACCGGAGGAACUGGCAUCCUGACAUGGGAGGACAGCGACAAAAACGAAUACGGAAAUAGAAGCGAUCACGUGUAUAAUGACUGGGAUGGGGUGGAUGAAUUACUCAACCUGCCAGAUCACGCAUUUCAUCGGAAUGUUGACCAGCUCGUCCUCAAUGCUGGAACCCAGCAUGCCCAUGUGCUCAAGACGGCACUCGUUUGCCCGCCUACAAUCUACGGCAAAGGACGAGGUCCAGUUAGCCAACGCUCACGUCAGGUAUACGUAUUGGCGAAUAUGACGCUCCGGCUCCAGAAAGGCCCGAUAAUCGGCGCCGGCCAGUCUAUUUCGCACCACGUCCACAUCCACGACCUGAGUGACGUCUACGGUCUUCUCAUUGACGCGGCAAUUGCAGGCCGAACUGAUGACGGGCUCUGGGGUCCGAAGGCCUAUUACCUUACCGAGAACGGGGAACACUGCUGGGGUGAGCUCGCUCAGGCUACAGCAGAGGCAGCUGUGAAACUGGGGUACCUACCUGAGGCAAAGACCGGGGCACUUGACCCCGACAGCGCCAAGAAUUAUGCAGGAUAUGAGUCUCUUAGUUGGGGGAUGAACUCUCGCGGUUGCUCGCAGCGGGCACGCGAGAUCCUGGGAUGGAAUCCAUCACGGCUCAGUCUGUUGGAUGAACUACCGGAGAUUGUUCGCGGCGAGUGGCAGCGACUGCAAGCAACUUCCUAG